Linum tenue is the source of this 284-nucleotide messenger RNA. The record is from the annotation of a GenBank genome assembly. NCBI's taxonomy places the organism in Eukaryota, Viridiplantae, Streptophyta, Magnoliopsida, Malpighiales, Linaceae.
GACUUGCUUGUGCAAAUUGGAUCCCUGGAAAAAAGCAACAGCUUCAGCUCCACUGAUCUUGCCAUCGCCGUCCAAAUCUGCUCUUCUGAAGUAAGCGUCGAAUUGAUCCAUGUUCGGCCCCGCCAUGCCGGCUCACCCGGCAACGAUUAGGCGCGAGCUUGGAAAGUGGCGGAGGGAAUGAUAGCAGCGUAGCUUGAGAAUGUCGUCGGAGGAGAAGAGAUAGUGAAAUGCGUCGGAAAAUUGGGGAAACAAUUCGGUCGAGGAAUUAAGGAAUCUAACAGCUG